Messenger RNA from Psilocybe cubensis, 324 nucleotides. RefSeq lists its product as uncharacterized. The coding region runs from base 1 to 324 and encodes 107 amino acids. NCBI's taxonomy places the organism in Eukaryota, Fungi, Basidiomycota, Agaricomycetes, Agaricales, Agrocybaceae. The record is from RefSeq and is a predicted model, not a curated record. Gene Ontology annotation, cellular component: fungal-type cell wall. The transcript has 3 exons. Gene Ontology annotation, molecular function: structural constituent of cell wall.
AUGCAAUUCAAAGUUCUCGCCACCCUCGCACUCGGUGCUACCCUUGCUGCUGCCACAGGUUCCCCCUCCAACCAGUGCGACACUGGUAGCCUUCAGUGCUGCAACAGCACCGGAACCGCAAGCGACGGAGCGAUCUCCAAGCUCCUUGGCCUUUUGGGCAUCGUCGUUCAAGACGUCACCGCCCUCGUCGGCGUCAACUGCACCCCCAUCACCGUCAUCGGCGCUGGAGGUGACUCCUGCACUGCUCAACCCGUUUGCUGCACCAACAACUCGUUCAAUGGCGUUGUUGCCCUUGGCUGCACCCCGAUCAAUCUCAACCUUUGA